Molecule: messenger RNA, 866 nt
Organism: Thlaspi arvense
Lineage: Eukaryota; Viridiplantae; Streptophyta; Magnoliopsida; Brassicales; Brassicaceae
Source: the annotation of a GenBank genome assembly
UUUAUCCAUCUCUCUCUCAAUUUUCCCUCUGUUACGAACCCUUUGAAAAUUUGCCGGCGAAAUCGAAUGGCUCGUUCCAAGAAAUGGGCUUCGUUAAUCUCCAUCAUCGCUUCUUCUCUCUUUUCUUUCAUCAUCGUCUUCCAGAUUCCCCUCUUCAGAGUACCGUGCAGGAACAAGAGCUGCGAAACACCAUUAGAGGUAAUGUCUUGUCAGAUGAUUGGAAAUGAAGCCAUUCCUUCAUCCGUUGUCAAGAGCCUCCUUUAUCCUGGUGCCAUGGCCAAGUCUCUUAUUGGUGGCUCUGGACUCCCCAACUAUCACAAGCUGUUCAAGUUUUACGGCUUCGACGAGAAGUAUAGGUCCUCCUCCCUGUCGACAGAUAUUCAUCAUCUAGAGGUGUUUGCUGGGAGUUGUUUAUGUCUGCUAGGAGCGUCGCUGAGCCUGUUCAAGCCCACAAGAAUCAGCUUUCUUGGAACGCUUUUGAUAUAUUGGGGUCUUAUCAGAGAGAUUCUUCUUUUGGAAUCUGCUCAUGUUUUGGUAAGAAACUCUCUUCGUGUCUACCCAACGCUGUUUCUGGCAUCACUUUGUGCGUUUCUCUCCAUACGAAGCGAUGUCAGGAAGAUCAUCCGCUGUUGCAGAUCCAAGCCCCUUUCCCCAAAACGAGACUAAGGCUUCUGCUUCGCUAACUUAGAUUUGAAGAGGUAGAACAACUCUCAUUAUUACUUUAGACUUCAGAGAAACCUGUGUUAUGAAUCAUCAUCAUGAAUGUACAAUCAAGCUUCCUUCUUUUUUCACCAUCUCAGUCAUUUUCACUAUUAGAUAUUUUGUGGAAUAUAGUUGAUCUGAAUAUGAUACAAUUGAAAGCAAAC